Heteronotia binoei (common prickly gecko) is the source of this 977-nucleotide messenger RNA. Its product is annotated as olfactory receptor 10Q1-like. NCBI's taxonomy places the organism in Eukaryota, Metazoa, Chordata, Lepidosauria, Squamata, Gekkonidae. The coding region runs from base 1 to 954 and encodes 317 amino acids. Gene Ontology annotation, molecular function: olfactory receptor activity; G protein-coupled receptor activity. Gene Ontology annotation, cellular component: membrane. The transcript has a single exon. Gene Ontology annotation, biological process: G protein-coupled receptor signaling pathway. The record is from RefSeq and is a predicted model, not a curated record.
AUGCAUCUGGCACACAGAAACCAGACCAACCAAUCCGUUCCCUCUGAAUUCAUCUUCCAGGCAUUCUCUACAGUUCCGGAGAUACAAUGUCUUCUAUUCAUAUUCUUCCUUCUGCUCUAUCUCACAAUUAUCUUUGGCAAUGUAUCCAUCAUCGGGGUAGCCCUCACUGACCAAUCCCUCCACACCCCCAUGUAUUUCUUCCUGGGUAACCUCUCUUUUCUAGAGAUCUGUUACACCACUGUGGUGGUGCCUCAAAUGCUGGCCAGUAUUUUAGAUGUCCAUAGACCAAUCCCAUUUGCAAACUGUGGUAUCCAGAUGUUCUUGUUUGUGGCACUAGGAAGUACUGACUGUUUCUUGUUGGCUGUUAUGGCAUAUGAUCGUUAUGUGGCUAUCUGCUACCCACUCCGGUAUACUUUGAUCAUGACCUGGAAGGUGUGCAUAUGGCUGGUUGUUGGCUCUGCAGUGUUUGCCCUUGCAUUGUCACUGGAACUGACUGUGCUGAUCUUCACCUUGCCCUUUUGUGGUCACCAGCCUCAGAUUAACCAUUUCCUGUGUGACGUGCCUCCUGUGCUGCGACUGGCAUGUGCCGACACUCAUAUCCAUCAGACGGUGUUAUACAGUGUUGGUAUCAUGGUGUUAGCUGUCCCUUUCCUUCUGAUAAGCAUUUCCUACAUCUACAUUGUGGCUGCCAUUCUGCGGAUCCGUUCUACAUCUGGUCGGCAUCAGGCCUUCUCCACCUGUUCCUCCCACUUGACGGUAGUGAUCCUGCAGUAUGGCUGCUGCAGUCUUGUUUACUUGCGUCCCAGGUCAACUUCUUCAGAGGAUGAGGACCGGAAACUUGCUCUUAUAUAUACAUUUGUCACUCCACUGUUAAAUCCUCUCAUCUACAGCCUGAGGAACAAGGAUGUCAAGCAGGCCCUGAAGAAGGUUGUGAGGAAGACUGCUGAAUCUUAGGCAUAUUAACAUCUGAUUGCCAC